Molecule: messenger RNA, 798 nt
Organism: Rotaria sp. Silwood2
Lineage: Eukaryota; Metazoa; Rotifera; Eurotatoria; Philodinida; Philodinidae
Source: the annotation of a GenBank genome assembly
AUGAAUCGUUUCGGUGAUAUCGAUACUACAUUUAAAAGACUGCCACCUGUUUAUGACUUUCAUGCUGAGAAACUUGUUUCGAUUGAAAAAGCACUAGAACCUAUCGAAUCCCAGAUUAAUGAACUACCACGUUUUAUAAAGAUAGCCAAACGAUAUUGUCAUUUUCCAUCAGAACAUGGACUAACACACGAUCAAUCAGCUGCUGUUUAUAUAUAUACAAUGGAAUGGGGUGAGACUACGUUAUAUCGUGUAUUAAAUGAAGCUUUACGAUGUGAAAAUCGAAAGGCACUAAAUAUUUGGUUUCCCUAUUUAAAACUAUUUGACACAGCAUUGGAUAAGUUACCUACUGUCAAAGAAGUAGUGUGGAGAGGUGUACCUCAUGAUAUUGGGAAAAACUUUACCAAAAACCAAACUUUUACAUGGUGGAGUAUUAAUUCAUGUUCUUCAUCUGUCAACGUUAUUGGAAAUUUCUUAGGCGAUGGUAAAAAUGCAACCCUUUUUCUAAUUGAAGCUAUUAAUGGAAAAAAAAUUUCUGGCUAUACAGAGCAUGAAUAUGAGUAUGAAGUUAUUUUACGAAUGGGUACUGAAUUUCGUGUGAAAACUAAUGCAUUAAAACAUCCGAACGGUUCACAUGUUGUACAUUUAAUUAAAAUUGAUGAAAGUAUUGAUCAACCAUUAGCAUCGGCUAUGAAUAACAUGCAACUGGCAACAGCAAAACCAUCAAAUAAAAGUACAUCGAGUAAGUUAUUUAUAUUAUUUCUCAAGAAAAUAGCGCUUUCAAGAAGCAUUGAAAACUAG